GUAAGUCUUUGUUUAUUGCUUACUCAAUUUGGUUACCAUUAAGAUAAAUCCUGAAUUUGUACUAUAUUAAGUUCAUUCAUAUUCAUAUCAUCUCCUAGGAUUCAUUUCACUUGUUAUAGGGGUGUUCCAGUUUGUGCCAUAUUUCGAAGGUGAGCUGCUAAAAUUUGUCGAAGGAUAGAAAGAGUUGAAAUAUGGGAGGCAAACAGACCAAACCUCAGAGCUAUUACCGCAAUGCUUCUACUGGUAGUGGCUCUCCGCCGAUUCCAAGCUCUACACCAUACCCUUCUUAUGCUGAAAAUUAUGCCAAUUCUGAUAAAAGUAGGUUGCAGUCAAGGUAUACGAGAAUUGGUGACAACUACAGAUCUCUCGAGGAGGUGACUAGGGCUUUGGCUCAAGAUGGUUUGGAAUCUUCCAAUCUCAUUGUUGGCAUUGAUUUCACAAAGAGCAACGAAUGGACCGGUGCACGAUCUUUCAAUAAAAAAAGUCUACAUCAUCUUGGAGAUGAUCUAAGUCCUUAUGAACAUGCAAUAUCAAUCAUUGGAAGGACACUUUCAGCUUUUGAUGAGGACAGCCUUAUUCCUUGUUAUGGCUUUGGUGAUGCAACUACACAUGAUCAAGAUGUUUUCAGCUUUUAUCCGGAUGAUGAGCCUUGCAAUGGCUUCGAGGAGGCACUUCUUCGUUAUAGAGAAUUAGUUCCACAAAUUCGUUUAGCUGGACCGACAUCCUUUGCUCCGAUUAUUGAAACUGCUAUUGGGAUUGUUGAUAAUAGUGGUGGCCAAUAUCAUGUUCUUCUGAUCAUUGCUGAUGGACAGGUCACAGGAAGCGUGGACAGUACUUUCGGCCAAUGGAGUUCUCAAGAGAGAAAUACAAUUGAUGCCAUUGUGAGAGCAAGUCAAUUCCCGUUGUCGAUAGUUUUGGUUGGAGUCGGGGAUGGACCGUGGGACAUGAUGCAACAGUUUGAUGACAACAUUCCUUCUAGGACUUUUGACAAUUUCCAGUUUGUGAAUUUUACAGAAAUUAUGUUGAGUAACAUCCCUACGUCAAAUAAGGAGACACAGUUUGCCCUGGCUGCAUUAAUGGAAAUACCUUCACAGUACAAAGCAACAAUAGACCUCCAACUUUUGGGCUGCCGGAGAGGAACUCCGCGGAGAAUUCCUCUGCCUCCACCACCAGGGAACCAUAACUCAAGCAAUUUGUAUCCUAGCUACCCAAUGUCAAGCAACUUUGGACACGGUUCAGGCGUUUAUCAUGCGCCUUCUAUGGCUCAUUCAGAGAGUAAUCAACACAAUAGGAACUGUCCUCUAUGUUUAUCGAGAAAAAAAGAUCUGGUAUUUGGAUGCGGACAUCAGACAUGCUAUGAUUGUGGAAGGGACCUCGCCUUCUGUCUGAUUUGUCAGACUUGUAUUACCACAAGGAUAAGGCUUUUUGAGUGAUACUAUGAAGGUUCAACAGCCACUCUACUGGGACUACACAAUGAAGUGUGCUUCAAUUCAAUCAGCCCUCUUGGAUUACAUUCUAGUUCUUGCAAGGUUUUUUUAGGUACGUCUUUGUAAAUCGGGAAACAUAAGAUUCAUGUAGCCGACCUCGAGUAAUUGGAAAAAAGCUUGGUUGUGGUUGUUGUUGUCAUCAUCUUUGUAAAUACCAAGUGUUCCAAAUAGUGAAGACUAAUACACGGUUUGUUUUAGUCCAAUUUUAUUUGCAAAGUUAGAUGUGGGGACUUGAAGUUUUUUAUGAACAAUGUUUUAAGUAAUGGGAUU
Messenger RNA from Cornus florida, 1757 nucleotides. Its product is annotated as E3 ubiquitin-protein ligase RGLG2-like. The record is from RefSeq and is a predicted model, not a curated record. Lineage: Eukaryota; Viridiplantae; Streptophyta; Magnoliopsida; Cornales; Cornaceae. Bases 192 to 1433 code for a protein of 413 amino acids. The transcript is spliced from 11 exons.